AUGACAAAUGAAUACUUAUCUUCUCCAAUGGGAAUUAUUUUCCUUUAUUAUUACUCGGCAUCGCGUCNAAUUCAUGCUUGCCUUUAUUUUAUCACACCAUCUGGUCAUAGUCUUCAAUCAUUGGAUAUUGAAUUUAUGAAACGUCUUCAUGAUCGUGUCAAUAUUAUUCCUGUUAUUGCUAAAGCUGAUACAUUAACAUCCGAUGAGUUGCGUUUAUUCAAAAAGUCCAUUAUGCAAGAUAUAACAAAUGAGAAAAUCAAACUUUACGAAUUUCCAGAUCAUAAUGAUGAAAAUAAACUGAAUAAAACUUAUAAAGAUAAAGUUCCUUUUGCUGUUGUUGGAAGCAAUUUUGUUUUAGAACGUGGAACUAAACGUUCAAGAGUUCGACAGUAUGCUUGGGGAACUGUUGAUGUUGAAGAUGAAGCUCAUAGCGAUUUUAUUGCUUUACGAAGUAUGAUAAUCAAAACAAAUCUGAAUGAUUUACGAGAUGUAACACAUAAUAAUCAUUAUGAAAAUUAUCGUUAUAAAAAGUUAAGCUCAUUCAAUGCAAAUGAAACGAAAAAUGGAAAACUUUUACAGGCACCAUCAAUUAAUAAGAAUUUAUUAUCUCAACUCGAAGAUGAAAGAAUGGAAACCGAAGCAAGAUUGGAUAAGAUGUCGAGAGAUAUGGAAAAUGUUUAUCAAACGAAAGUCGAAGAGAAAUUACAAAGACUAGAAGAAAAUAAACAAAAUCUUCUAAAAACACAAGAUACAUUUCAAGUCAAUAUUCAACAAGAAGAACAAAGAAUCGAACAGAAACGUCAGGAAUUCGAACGAAAUCGACGACAAUGGGAGGAAAAUUUUAAUAAAUCAGGAUUUUACGAGCAAAACUCUUCUCAUUCUCUAGAAUAUUUAUUCCAUAGACUUUGUCAUGNACUUUUAUCAUUAAAAGAAGAUCCUGUUGUUAAUGUUCGUCUUUCACUUGGAACAUUUGUUUAUCAAAAUCUAGUUCACAAUGAUUUUUAUAAUGGUUUAUCAGAUGAUUGGAGAAGUCAAUUAGAUGAAUGUCUUCAAAUGUUAUUAGUUGAUCGUGAUCGUGAUAUAAUAACAAUGAAGAUUCAGAUAGUUCAAUACAAAAUAAUACAAUUACGCUCGGUGAUCAAUCUUAACUUAUUCUUGUUAUUUUUCGUUUUUUCUAUUCAAUGA
Molecule: messenger RNA, 1185 nt
Organism: Adineta ricciae
Lineage: Eukaryota; Metazoa; Rotifera; Eurotatoria; Adinetida; Adinetidae
Source: the annotation of a GenBank genome assembly